GUCCUAUGUGACAUGCUUAAGCUUAAUUCCAGGGUAUAUAAGAGAGGCCACUUCAUGUCAUAAGCAGAACUGCACAUGUAAAGGUCUAGAGUGGUUUCCUGCUGACAUUCAAGCCAUAGCAUAGCUCAGAAGUUGUCAGCUCUCACAUAAUGCCUGAAACAAAAGAAUUAUGUGAAGCCACAAAGGCAGCCAUCUUGGCACUGCUGAAAACUGGCAUGAAUGAGAGACCGGCAGCAAAAAGACUGAAGAUCUCCAAGGCAGCAGUUCGUGACACCAAGAAAAAACAAGCCGAACAUGAUACUACCAAAUUGCGAGCUGGCCGCAGGAAGAAAUGUCUUUCUACCCCACAAGAUGACUGUGUACUCAUCUGUUCCUGUGUCAGGAAUCAUCGUCAGAUCUUUAGGGACCUUAAAAAUGAGUGUGCACUGCUAAGAAAUAUGAGUUGAUUGGCAAGGACAGUCCGAAACUGACUUCUUGAAGCUGGUCUGAAAUCACACAGGGCACAAAAGAAGCCUUUUACCAACGAAAUGCAGAGGAAAGCCCGGUUCUCUUCACGAGGUUUGGACUGUUGAUGAUUGGACUAAGUUUCUCUUCAGAUAUCAAUCCAAUUUUCAGUUGAUGCCCACUCCAGCCAACUUACUGUUUAGGAGGCAGCCUGGAGAAGCCUACAAACCAGACUGUUUUGCCUCUACAGUUAAACAUGGGGGUGGAUCAGUAUGGGUGGAACAGAGCAAUUGCAAUUGUGUGAAGGGCGAAGGAACCAGGAGAAAACUUGGGUAAUUAAAGUCAAUGGGCUAGUAAAUUAAUGUGCCACAUGGACAUGUCAAGAAAUUACUUCCCCAAGCAAAAUACACAAGAGGAUAGACAAGUGCAUCAUGUCUAUAUGUACACUUUGACUUAGAAGGGAUAAUAUUAAAUGAGAGAAGUUGACUGAUACUUAAAUUAAUGUUUGAAAACAAUACAGAUUUCCUUAGAGUCUUACUGCAUUGUGUUGUGCUAUACUUGGAUAGUUACCAAAUGUUUUCAUUUACACAAAUAAAGACAUUUGCACCAUAAAUUGAUGCAGUAAAAGCAGAAACUUGCAGGAAACUGAGUGGUAAGCGUGUCCUAUCCAGUGUUCAAAUAAAACCUCAACCCUACCUUGAGGUUGUGUCCAGAGCUGCCGACAGAGGGCGCUGUUGCACCUCCAAACCGGCGGCAGCAGUUAGUCCAGCCCAUAGACUGGAGCUCCAGAGACGCCAGCAGCACAUGAUGGACCGUCUUUGAGCUUCACGCCGACACGGCUCAUCAAUCCGCGGGGAAACUUUUCAGUCGACGCCUUAUUUGACCUGAAAGAGCUCCGCUGUGGGAUUAUUUCAUGGCUCGACUUUGAACAAACCUUCGGAUCACAGAGGACAGAUUUAUGUGGGCGACCUACACCAGAGCACCAAAUACAUGCUCCUUGAGAACUUCUCCCUCACAGGUUAAAGCACAGCUGCCCGAAAACUGCAAUGUCAUCCAAAAUGCACAGCUCCAGUAGUAUUGCUCAGGCCAGGCGGACGGUGCAGCAACUGAGGAUAGAGGCAAGCAUCGAGAGGAUAAAGGUGUCCAAGGCUUCGUCAGACCUGAUGCGCUACUGUGGAGAACACGCCAAGAAUGAUCCGCUGCUCAUGGGCAUCCCAGCUUCAGAAAACCCUUUCAAAGAGAAGAAGCCUUGCACUGUUUUGUAGAGAAACAUCUGAACUCUGGCUGCUUUCAAUUUGGAUUCUAAUGUGUAAAAGCGCUGAUAGUAAUGCUGUUCACGACUUGCCUUAAGGCCAGUACACCUGUUAAGUUUUUCACAUGCCUGCUGCGGUUUGACAAAGAAUGCAGUCCCCUCUGUCUUUCAGCCAGAUAACAGUGACACCAAAGAACAGGCAGAAAUCUGAUGCUGUGGCCUCGGAUCAAAGCUUUAGCUCAAACAAUGAUGAUUAAUAUUUUGCAUGAGGGCUCGUUGUUGACUUUUGUUUCUCUGCACUGUAAUCUGACAGAUCUCGAACCCCACAGAGGUCAGCCAGAAAGAAGCUGUGCAUGAAUGAGGGAGAUGAUGACUCCGUAAUUAUCACAGCAUGCAUAAACAUGCGGCCUCAAUCAUCAGUCCAAUCAGAUUUAGGCUUUCACCUCUUGCUUUCAUCAGGCUUACUUGAGGAAAUGGUUGUUGCAGUUUGUGUCCUACUGAUAAUGAGCACCGAGAUAAUGACAUCCUGUCGUUCGACGGGUAAACUGUGCCGUCCAUCACAGGAGGACAGAUGGGGAGAGUGGCGGUUCAUUGCCGCUAAUGGACAGCUUUUGCUUUGUAUAGUCGCCUGCAGUAAGAAGUAGUAGUUUUUAAAAGUGAUCAUUAAACUGUUUUUCACCCCCUCUUUGCACAGAGCAAACACUUGGGUUCAGACUGUCCUGACAUAUUCCGCUGAACCUAUCCAGAGACAAACAUUUAAGUUCAAAUAGUGACAUUUUCAUCUAUAUUAAGACAUAGUGAUAAGAUGUGGGGAUGAAACGAUAACAAUUUAUAUUUUCUAAGUUUUCUUUGAACCCCCUGCAGUUUAGCAGUGCAGCAACUUUAAUUGAAUUCAGAGCAACUCUUUUCAAUAUCAUGAAUGUAGCAUCCACAAGUUUUAAUACCUGAUAAGUGAUUUUCCUCAUCAAAAUAUAAAAUAUCUUUCCCUUUUCAACAUAAAAAGUACCAGAAUGAAACAUUUUCCUCAGACCACUUUGUAGAUGAUACUUUAAGAUGGGGUACAAUCAAAAAGUUCUUGGACUAUUUGUGGUGCAUGCGCAUAGAGCAUGUCAUGGUCAUUUACCUGCAAUAUUGUCCGAGCACCACAGGCCAACGUGCUGCAUGACAUUAGAUGAUCAACAGCAAGGUCUGUGUUAUACAGGUUUAUGUGACCACUGAUAGGUGUGCAUUGGCAGUCCUAAUGUGGGGCUCAAACUAGAGCACGUUAGCAGUGAGGAUGAUCAAACCUUUAUGUGAAAAUAAUCACUGUUGAUAAAAACUGAGUCCAAACAACAGUAGAAGAGCUUCUAUCUCCGAGACCAGAGAAGGUGCAUCAGGCCAAGAGCACCAGGAGCAUCUUAGCUGUUUUCUUCAACAUUUUUGGAUGUUUGCACCAUAAAUUCCCCUCCAGCAGGGAGUUUUUCCGUAACAUACUGAAGCAUCUGAAUGAGAAAACAACCUGAACUGCGGUACAAUGGCAUGUGGGUGCUCAAAUGUACUUUGCGCCUCUAAAUGCCUCACCAGAUUUUGUUCCUUUGACCUCUUCCUUUUCCCCAAACGAAUUUAAAGUUGAAGUAGAUCCGGUGCCUAUCAGAUGAUGCUUGACAUGUUUACAUCACGGGACAUUUGGAGAACAUUACAAGCUUGACUCUAGAGGAGUGGUGUAUUGUUGCGCAAGGAGACUACUGUGUCAGUGAUGGUAGUGACAGUUACAUCUGGUACAGUUUUUGAUUUUUGAUAUUAGAAUCACAGUCUUGCAGCAUUUUGAUCACGUCUCAUAUUUCCUAUUCGUCAAGUUUCAAAAAAAUAAUACACCAUCAUCACAGAAGAAAAAUAUUCGACACCAGUCUGUGCCAUCUGAUCAGAUAGUUUGUCUGCUCCUGUCUGCAGACCUGUCGCUUCUUACUGCACUAUUCAGACACUGUGAAACCUGCAAACACCAGAUGACUGUUAUGAGUCUGAAACAUUCCACGUUUGCAGCUGUUCUACUCUGAGUUUAUCUUGUUGACAUAGCUGUAACUUUGUGACAUUUGUAUGUUGUGCUCAUGCAAAAAAGGAAAAAAAAAAACAGAAGCAACUAAUUUUGCAAUUUUUACCAGCCGCAGCCUUAACGAUGAAGUGAUCCUGCUUCAACCUCUAAACUACCUUUUAGUCACAUAAGUGCUGUUGUCUAAAACUGUGAAUAACAAAGCCCCUUUAGGUGAGUUAAGGGAGUAUAUCUUAUUGUAUUUACCCUCUUAACUCCAUGUAUGUGUAUGACAUAGUUCAAAAUGAGUCAUGCUCACUAAUCAAUUGCAUUAAGAUGCAUCUCGUAUGUCCAUAUAUGUUGUAGCUAAGUGUGGAUGUUCAAACACCACAGUUUGUGCUUGCUUGUUACUGUUUAACAUAUUGAUUCAAUCCAACCUCACUUUUGCAAAAUGAAUUCAUCGUUUUGAAUUAAAACUGAAUGUGUUUGGGUUAAUGGUUUGUUUGUUUUUUCUAGUGAAUUUGUGCUUUUGUCAGAGAAACAUUUACAGUAUGUGGUUUCGCACACAUGGUGUGUGUAACAACUUACUGUUAUAUUCAGCCUUUACCUGUUGGUGGUAAGUGCAAAUAAACUUUAAAAAUUA
This is a messenger RNA of Acanthochromis polyacanthus (spiny chromis), 4344 nucleotides long. RefSeq names its product guanine nucleotide binding protein (G protein), gamma 12b (gene gng12b). Lineage: Eukaryota; Metazoa; Chordata; Actinopteri; Pomacentridae. Gene Ontology annotation, biological process: G protein-coupled receptor signaling pathway. Gene Ontology annotation, cellular component: heterotrimeric G-protein complex. Gene Ontology annotation, molecular function: G-protein beta-subunit binding. The transcript has 4 exons. The record is from RefSeq and is a predicted model, not a curated record. The coding region runs from base 1491 to 1709 and encodes 72 amino acids.